AUCGCUCCGGUGCGCAGGUGCAUGUCUGCGCACAAUAGCGCGACUGUCUCGCGCCACAGGUAGUAGCCGGACUCAGGUGUUGUAACACGACACUGAACCAUGUGAUCAGCGAUGAGCAUUUAGGAAGAAGAAGAACCCAGCUCGAGCAUUCACUCAACACUAAAUACCAAACCGCACAAGACCACCAUUGAUAGCAGGGCAGGAUCUCGAAGGACAAUGUAUUAUUAUUAUGAGCAGGACGCCGGAGUGUCGCGAUAGUUUCGGUUUAAGCACUUCAUUUCACCGGUAAGGUGAGGCGGAAGCGAGCCACGGUCAGGUCUAUUGGAUAUACUCUCUACAUAUAAUCUAUUCGUCGGGAAACAUCGUGGAUUAUGAAGGUACACACAGCUCGAUAGAGACAGAUAGGACUGCUUCAACUCUUUGAUCUCGGACAUGAUUUAUUGACCACCUCUGCUCCACCGGAGCAUCAGCCCCUUCUGGUUGAGGGUAGGGGUGCAGACUGCCUCCAUCAAUCCGGAGAUGAUACGGCAGGUUGGGCUGUUGGCAGGGAGUUUUCUGCUGCUGCUGCUUCUCAGGAAUGUUUCGGCCCAGGGGGAAACGACCACAAUGCCCAAUAGCACUACAACUCCCAGCCCUGACCAGGGCCCUAAUAUUGUGGCCAUUGUAGUGCCAACUGUGGUGGUGGGACUGCUGGCUAUUUUGACAGCUGUUCUGGUGUUUGUUUUCUGCGUGGUAAAGAAGAAGAGACAGACGGAAGGGACGUAUCAACCCAGUGCAGAGGAGCAGUCAGGAGCACGUAGUGUUGAGACGCCUGACGCUCUGAAAUUACCCAAGGAGGAGAGACUGAUCUGACACACUGGUUUAUGACUAACCAGCAGCACAUGAUAAUAGUGACUCAAUUCCAAAACGGUUAAACAGAUAAACAUUAACUAAGGACCGUUUCUGAAGGCAUAAAGCACAACCAUGUUUUGGCUAAAUAAAGCGAGUCUGACUACUUGGAAGAAACUUGAAGGAACAGAUCCUCUCUCCAAAAAGCCACAUAUUUCACAGCACAGAUCAUCUAGCAUUUCAUGCCAUUUUAGACUGGGAGUUUUCUCUGAAUACUUCAUUUUAUGUUGUGUCAGCUGUUUUAAUGGUUGCUUUGCACGUACAAAUGCUGAUGUUUGUAGUGUACAUUUUUAAAGGUGACGUGUGUAAUAUAUGCACCCCUAGUGGCACAAAACAGAAGUGCAGUCUGUUUUGCAUUCAAAAUGGACCAGACUUAAAGGGAUAGUCCACUAAAUAAAUACCAUUCUGUCAUCAUUUUCUCACCCUCAAGUUGUUUAAAACUUGUAUGAGUUUCUUUCUGUUGUUGAGCAGAAAAGAAUGUAUUUUUAAAAAAUGUUGGUAUAACCAAACAGUUGAUUAGUGUGGGGGAAAAAUACUAUUAAAGUUAAUGGCAACCUUCAACUGUUUGGUGACAAAAUGCUAAUUUUUGGGUGAACCAUCCCUUUAACAGCAUCAGCUGAACCAAUGGUGUGAAUUUGAAGGUGGGGCUAUCUGUUUGACUGAAUAAUGGAAGCUGGCUGCAUUUGAAACUUUAAAUUAAAUUUUUUAAAUUGAAAUUAGCCACCAAUUUCUAAUUUCUGUUUGUUGGCACUAGGUUAUGCACACUACAUCUUUAAAUACUCAUUCAAAUAAUUUUGUUCACAAUAUAGGAUGUUCACAAUCUCAUAUCUGGUAUGUUUGUUGAAACCACUUUUCACAAAUUAUUUCAAUUGCUGUAUUUGUCUAGAUUUACCUCAGUAAUGUUUCCUUAUAUAUAUAAUUUAAUCUAAUAUUAAUUGUCCAGAAAUUUGAUCAGUGCAACGAUGGAUUCUUUGGAAUCGUUUUUGACUAUUUUAUGAUAGCAUGGACGUUUACAGUCAAAUAUUUAAUCCAUUAUGUUUCACUGGAGUGCCUUUUCAAAUUUCACCUUUUUAUAAUCUGCUUAAUCAUGCUGUUUUUAAAUAUAAGAUUAAAAGGCAAUGGUCAUGCUAUAUUGUGAAUAUAAUCACUGCUAAUGGGUUUUGUUAGGCACAAUGCUCAGCGGAGUUACUAUAUUUACGAUACAGCACGGCCUCAGGUGCUUUUAUAAAAUGGUUGUUCCAUGUUAAAAACAUUGAGGACAACACAAAUUUACAUUAAAACAUUAUUUUAUUAAGCUAAUUAAUUAAGCGUUAUUCUUCUGCUGAAGAUACAGUCUCUAAUAUAGGCUAAUAGAAAGUUCCUACACAACAAAAUCAUUUGCCAUGCCCUAUUAUAGUCUAUAGAAUUUAGUUUGUGUUUCCACGGCGUGAAAGGUCAUACAAAUUUAUAAAUGAACCGCUUGUUUCAAAAUC
Messenger RNA from Cyprinus carpio (common carp), 2360 nucleotides. Its product is annotated as protein crumbs homolog 3-like. The record is from RefSeq and is a predicted model, not a curated record. Lineage: Eukaryota; Metazoa; Chordata; Actinopteri; Cypriniformes; Cyprinidae.